Molecule: messenger RNA, 1133 nt
Organism: Hylaeus volcanicus
Lineage: Eukaryota; Metazoa; Arthropoda; Insecta; Hymenoptera; Colletidae
Product: ubiquitin-conjugating enzyme E2 R2
Exons: 5
Coding region: 361-1077 (238 amino acids)
Biological process (GO): ubiquitin-dependent protein catabolic process; protein polyubiquitination
Molecular function (GO): ubiquitin conjugating enzyme activity
Source: RefSeq, a predicted model, not a curated record
CAGCUGUUUUGUUAGAGUUGCGUGCAUCGGGAAUGGUGUAUUGUUGACUGCAGAGGCACUUCGCAGUUUGUAGGUCCGAUCGAAUUUCUUUGUUUAUUUGGUGUAGAGAAUCGUACCGUAUCAUCGUGGAUAACGUCCUGCCGCGUGUAAAAGAUUACGACGCGUAGAGGUACGGCCAAGGAAAUCGCGGUAGGGGCCUCGAAUUACCUGGUGGAAAGUCGUUGGAAAUUGAUUCUCUUGGGAAGGAGCAGUGUUCGCAAAGGCGUCCGUCCGACUGUGGUGCUCCGUGCUACCACUUCAGGAGGUUUUGGACGUUCUCGUUUCGGGAACGGACUGCAAUUGUAAUUCCAGAAGGGAAAUAUGGCACAACCAACGAGUAGUGCUCUCAGGGCACUUGCCCUCGAAUAUAAAAGUCUUCAAGAGGAACCCGUCGAGGGAUUCCGCGUAAAACUCGUUAACGAGGACAACAUGUUUGAGUGGGAAGUUGCUAUCUUCGGACCUCCAGAUACGCUUUACGAAGGAGGAUACUUCAAGGCACUUAUGAAGUUCCCGCAUGAUUAUCCGUACAGUCCACCGAGCAUCCGGUUUAAGACGAAAGUUUGGCAUCCGAACGUGUACGAGAACGGAGAUCUGUGCAUAUCGAUCCUACAUCCGCCCGUAGACGAUCCACAGAGCGGCGAGCUGCCGUGCGAGAGGUGGAAUCCGACACAGAACGUCAGGACGAUACUCCUGUCGGUGAUCUCGCUCCUGAACGAGCCCAAUACGUACAGCCCUGCCAACGUGGAUGCCUCGGUGAUGUAUAGGCGCUGGCGCGAUUCCAAGGGUCGAGACAAAGAGUAUGAAAAUAUCAUAAGAAAGCAAGCGCAAGCUGCUAAAAUGGAGGCCGAGAAGGAAGGCAUCGUCGUUCCGAUGACGCUAGAAGAUUAUUGCAUAAAAACGAAUUUGAGGCAACCCGAGCAACAGCUAGACAUGACGGUUUUCUAUGACGACGAGUACGAGUUGGACGACUACGAGGACGAUCAAUUAAGCGCCGCCGAAUACGAGGACGGCGACGACAGUGGCAACGGAGAGUCGUGAGCCAUUCCCUAAAACCACGGAAAAAUAAAUUCAAAUAAAACAACAAAAAAAAAAAA